Molecule: messenger RNA, 1064 nt
Organism: Caenorhabditis elegans
Lineage: Eukaryota; Metazoa; Nematoda; Chromadorea; Rhabditida; Rhabditidae
Gene: hlh-25
Product: Helix-loop-helix protein 25
Exons: 3
Coding region: 2-808 (268 amino acids)
Cellular component (GO): nucleus
Molecular function (GO): protein dimerization activity
Source: RefSeq, marked reviewed
GAUGCCAAAAGUUAUUCAGUCUUCAAUGAGCGAUUAUCGUUCCGUCCCAUACAAUCAAACUCCAAAAUCAGCUUCUGAACGGAAAAGAAGAAAUAUUACAAACGAGUUGAUUAACGAAUGCAAGACGAUUGUUCAAAAAUCAGAAGAAGAACAUAUAUCACAAGAAGUAGUUCUCUUCCGAAUUGUGAAACUUGUGACUGGAGUUAAUCUGGAAUCUAAUUUCUCAUCGAAUGACCUCUCCGAAUCUACAAGACGGAAGUUUGAUACUGAAUCCGAAAGAAGAAAAGUGAAGACUGAACGUGAAAAGAUUCGAAGAAAGAAACAAGAUGACUGUUAUGCUGAAUUGAAAUUCUUCAUUUUGAACAAACAAAUGGGAAGUUACGAGCAACGAUUAAAACUUGAACGGAUCACAAUUCUAGAAAUCAUCAUUGAUUACAUUAAACACAAUUCCGAUCUUCUGUAUCCAGAAACAAUUCCCCAAAUACUUCCUCUUUUAGCUGGAAAAUCAACUGCUACUUGUGAGAACAAAGAGAAUGAAAAGCCAAAAACACGAAUGGAAGUGAAGGAUCUCUUCCCAAGAUUGACGUUUCAAGAAGUUCAAGAAUCCCCAACAUCUACUUCUCCAUUGCUCACAUUUCCAUGUAUUCCAAUGAUCCCAACUACUCAGUUCAAUGUCUUGUCAAACUACAACACCGUUCCAUCAAUAUUUUCUGCUCCCCUCCGAUUCAUUCUUCCAUCACUUCAAAUCUUAACACCAGAAACUAGUGACGAGGAAGAAAAUGAAGAAACCCUCGAUAUAAUUAACUAGUCUAUCGAUCUCCUGCAAAUUUACAAUUUCUGAAAAAAAACUUAUUAUACUCUAUUCUAAGGCUGUCAAAACUUUCCUGGUUUUCUUUCAUUAUAUUUUUCACAUCCCCGUAAUCUCAAAUUAUGCCACAUUCACAAUAUCAACUUGUCAUUGUUUCAUUAUGUCACCAAACUUUUUGAAUGUUUAUCUAAUGCCAAUAUAUUGAAAAUGUAUUAUACUUAUGAUAAGCCAAAUUCUAAUAAAUUGAAAUUUUGUU